AGUCGCAGACAAAAACGACUGCUAGAUUUUCUCCUCCCAAAUAGCGAAAAAAUCCCAACCGCUUCAGCUUCCACUAGUAAAUUAUAGGAAUUCAACCAUUAAGUUGCGAUUUUGGCGACUACCCAAUUAAAUCGCGGGGCAUUGGAGAAAGGGGGAACAGGAAAGGAGCUAACUUGGUUGAGAUUAAAGGGGGAUAUGAGAGAGAGGCUUCAGUGAGUUUUUAAUGGGGUUUUGAUGGAGGAGGAGAGAGCCUAUGGGCGAUCUGGGGUUUGGUUGGCCUCUGCAUUCCCUUUCUGGGCUCGUCUCCUUUUGGUCGGAUUUCAGAUUAUGCUUCUUAUUAUUGGGACUAGAGGAAAUAAUGUAAUAUCUGAAGAGGACGCGUCAUUGCCGUUGCAAAGUAUUGAAGCCGGAGGAAAAGAUAAUUAUUUAUCGCACUCGUGCAUCCAUGAUGAGAUACUCCAUCAACGGCGGCGUCCUGGUCGCAAGCAGUACUCAGUUACCCCACAAGUUUAUAAGGAGUCCGACUCAUUAAGAUCCAAACACCAAAGAGGGAGGGCAUUGCUUUCAAUUUCAUCACCAUUGUUGCCUGCAAAGGAUGUAAAGGAACCAAUUAGGAUAUUUCUAAAUUAUGAUGCUGUUGGACAUUCAGCUGAUAGAGAUUGCAAUAAUGUUGGGGAUAUCGUCAAGCUUGGUGAGCCUCCUGCAUCUUCUGUUCCUGAAACCCCCGUGUGUGAUCCUCAUGGGGAGCCUCCGGUUUUUGGAGACUGCUGGUAUAACUGUACGGUCGAAGACAUAUCUGGGGAAGAUAAAAAGCAACGCCUUCGCAAGGCAUUGGAACAAACUGCAGAUUGGUUCAAAAGAGCUUUGGCUGUUGAACCAGUCAAGGGUAACUUGCGACUGAGUGGGUAUUCUGCAUGUGGUCAGGAUGGUGGGGUACAACUUCCUCAUGAAUAUGUUGAAGAUGGUGUUGCUGAAGCUGACCUGGUUCUGUUAGUAACCACUAGACCUACUACAGGGAACACGCUUGCAUGGGCAGUGGCAUGUGAGCGCGAUCAAUGGGGUCGUGCUAUUGCCGGACAUGUAAAUGUUGCCCCUCGUCAUUUGACAGCCGAAGCAGAAACAUUACUUUCAGCUACUUUGAUACAUGAGGUCAUGCAUGUUUUAGGUUUUGAUCCACAUGCCUUCGCACAUUUUCGUGAUGAAAGGAAAAGAAGGCGUAGCCAGGUUACUUUACAAGCUAUGGAUGACAAGCUUGGUCGAAUGGUUACCCGUGUCGUCCUUCCUCGUGUUGUUAUGCACUCAAGGCAUCACUAUGGGGCUUUUUCUGAAAAUUUUACCGGCUUAGAGUUGGAAGAUGGAGGUGGGCGUGGUACAUCAGGUUCACAUUGGGAAAAAAGGCUAUUAAUGAAUGAAAUCAUGACUGGAUCAGUUGAUACACGAUCAGUGGUAUCAAAAAUGACCUUGGCUCUAUUGGAGGACAGCGGAUGGUAUCGGGCUAAUUACAGCAUGGCAGAGCAUCUUGAUUGGGGCAGAAAUCAAGGAACUGAGUUUGUUACCUCUCCUUGUAGUCUUUGGAAGGGUGCUUACCGUUGCAAUACCACUCAGUUGUCUGGCUGUACGUAUAAUAGAGAGGCAGAAGGAUAUUGUCCUAUUGUGAGCUAUAGUGGCGAUCUGCCACAAUGGGCUCGGUAUUUUCCUCAGGCCAACAAAGGUGGGCAGUCAUCUUUGGCUGAUUAUUGCACGUAUUUUGUAGCAUACUCUGAUGGUUCAUGCACAGACACAAAUAGUGUUCGUACACCCGACAGAAUGUUGGGUGAAGUGAGAGGAAGCAAUUCUAGGUGUAUGGCUUCAUCAUUGGUGCGCGCUGGGUUUGUUAGAGGAUCAAUGACUCAAGGAAAUGGUUGCUAUCAACAUCGGUGCUUGAAUAACACUUUAGAGGUUGCAGUUGAUGGUAUCUGGAAAACUUGUCCAGAAGCAGGUGGUCCUGUUCAGUUCCCUGGCUUUAAUGGUGAACUAAUUUGCCCAGCAUAUCAUGAAUUAUGCAGUGUUGCACCUGUGCCUGGAAAUGGGCAGUGUCCAAAUUCUUGUACCUUCAAUGGCGACUGUGUUGAAGGAAGCUGUCGCUGUUUUCUUGGUUUUAAAGGCCAUGACUGUAGCAAGCGCUCCUGCCCCAACAAUUGCAGUGGACGUGGUAAAUGCCAGCCAAAUGGGAUCUGUGCGUGUGAAAAUGGCCGAACUGGUGUUGACUGCUCCACAGCAAUUUGCGACGAGCAGUGCAGUUUGCACGGUGGGGUCUGUGACAAUGGUGUGUGCGAGUUCCGAUGUUCCGAUUAUGCAGGCUACACGUGCCAGAACAGCUCGAUGUUGAUGUCAAGCCUCUCUAUAUGUGGCGAUGUGCUGGCCAAAGAAUCAUUGGGGCAGCAUUGUGCCCCGAGUGAGCCCAGCAUAUUGCAGCAGCUGGAGGCGGCUGUUGUUAUGCCCAAUUAUAACCGUUUAAUGCCCGGUGGUCGGUCAUUGUUUAGUAUUAUUGACAGUGGUUAUUGUGCUGCUGCAGCAAAGCGGCUUGCCUGCUGGAUCUCUAUUCAACGUUGUGACAAAGACGGAGACAAUAGACUUCGGGUCUGUCACUCUGCUUGUCGAUCCUACAAUGAUGCAUGUGCAGCAGCAUUAGAUUGCUCCGACCAAACUUUAUUCAGCAGUGAGGAUGAAAAGGGUGAGCAGUGCACGGGGAAUGGGGAGAUAAGGCCUUGGUGGGCCCGGCGUUUCAGGGCCAUCUACUCUGAGUAACUGCAAUUAGAUAAUAGGUCAUUCAGAAAUUGUCUGUAAAGUAUUAGAUUGUUAUCUUUGUAUUUUUUUUCUUUUUUCCUUCUUUUUUUUCUCGAUUCAGUUAGCGUUGUAGGGUUCAACCGUAGAAAAAAUAGCCACGCGGUUAAUUUUGCGUGUCGAUAUUGUAGGGAUUCUGAUUUCACCCAACAUAGAGUCCUGAAAGGAAAGGGGGUGAUGUUAUAUGAGAUAAAUAUUUAUGACAAGAGGAUAGAGGAGGAAGGCCCAAAGGGUUUAUGUAAUUCCUUGUUAUCGGAAUUUGAUUUCUUGUUUAAGAUUUCUCCAAAAUUAUUGAUGGCUUUCAAAGUCAGAGCAGGUGUGUGUUGUUAGUUCAAUUCCUAUAACAGUGAUGAUUCCUAUUCUUUA
This is a messenger RNA of Asparagus officinalis (garden asparagus), 3189 nucleotides long. RefSeq lists its product as uncharacterized. Gene Ontology annotation, molecular function: metalloendopeptidase activity. The coding region runs from base 235 to 2787 and encodes 850 amino acids. Gene Ontology annotation, biological process: proteolysis; cell adhesion. Lineage: Eukaryota; Viridiplantae; Streptophyta; Magnoliopsida; Asparagales; Asparagaceae. The record is from RefSeq and is a predicted model, not a curated record. Gene Ontology annotation, cellular component: cytoplasm; membrane. The transcript is spliced from 17 exons.